Molecule: messenger RNA, 957 nt
Organism: Pochonia chlamydosporia 170
Lineage: Eukaryota; Fungi; Ascomycota; Sordariomycetes; Hypocreales; Clavicipitaceae
Product: glyoxalase/Bleomycin resistance protein/dihydroxybiphenyl dioxygenase
Exons: 4
Coding region: 1-957 (318 amino acids)
Biological process (GO): L-methylmalonyl-CoA metabolic process
Cellular component (GO): mitochondrion
Molecular function (GO): methylmalonyl-CoA epimerase activity
Source: RefSeq, a predicted model, not a curated record
AUGUCGCCAGCGGCUAUUCCAAAGAUUAAUCUCGUGCGCAUUGCGCAUGUAUACUAUAAUCAUGCGGAUCUCGAAAAGGCACAUCAAUUCAUGCUCGAUUUCGGUCUCCAAGUGGCGAAACAAACAGAGGAUUGUAUCUACUACAACGGGCUUUGCUCUGAGCCAUUCGUCUAUUGUGCCACUAAAAGCGACAGCAACUCUUUCGGGGGUGCAGCGUUUGUCGUCGAGUCACUUGCAGAUUUAGAGUUGGCGUCACAAACGCUCCCCAAGGCAACUAGCAUUCAUGAUGUCGAUGCUCCAGGUGGCGGGAAGAGAGUUACCUUUUAUGAUCCUGUUGACGGGUUUCCAUUUCAUCUGGUAUAUGGUCAGACUCCAAAGGAAGUUUCGCCUCGACCAUCACAAUUGGAAUACAACUUUCCCCAAGAAAAGCACAGGGAGGUGAACAAGACCCAGAGGUUUAAACCAGGACCGGCCAUGGUGGACAAGCUGGGUCAUUUUGGAUGUUGCGUUACCAAUUUUGAGCAGUCGUUCAACUUUUACACCACUCGUUUUAACCUCAAACCCAGUGACUUGAUCCACGACAGCACGGGCAAGGACAUUACUACGUUUCUUCAUUUGGAUCGUGGAAUGACUCAAGUUGAUCAUCACACCUUUUUCUUUUUUGAAGGUCCCAAGUUUCAUGUACACCACUCCAGCUUCGAGGUGCACGAUUUUGAUGUGCAGUCUCUGGGCCAUCAGUGGCUGCGAGACAAGGGCUACGAAUUAGUUUGGGGGGUUGGAAGACACGUUCUUGGCUCACAAAUCUUUGACUACUGGUUUGACACGUCCAAAUUCAUCUUGGAGCAUUACGCGGAUGGAGACCUUGUUGACGAGACUACGCCCAUCGGUAGAGAGGAAGCCGGCCCUGAUAACUUGCACAUUUGGGGGCCGCCUCUGCCUUCCACCUUUUUAGAGUAA